Messenger RNA from Osmia bicornis bicornis, 742 nucleotides. RefSeq names its product B-cell CLL/lymphoma 7 protein family member B (gene BCL7-like). The transcript is spliced from 4 exons. The record is from RefSeq and is a predicted model, not a curated record. Bases 141 to 533 code for a protein of 130 amino acids. Lineage: Eukaryota; Metazoa; Arthropoda; Insecta; Hymenoptera; Megachilidae.
GUUCUCGUUCUUGGUUCGAAUUGGAAGACGUGUUCGUACCGUUGAAAUCCGUACCUGCUGUCAGUUUCCUAACCUCUUCGCUAACGAAUGUUCCGGUGUUUCAAAUUGUAUUAAGUUAGUAGUGACUUAUAACUCGUAACAUGAUGUCACGGUCAGUGCGUGCAGAGACUCGUAGUCGUGCCAAGGAUGAUAUUAAGCGUGUAAUGCAAGUCGUUGACAAAGUUCGCCAUUGGGAAAAGAAAUGGGUUACUAUAGGAGAGACUACUAUGAAGAUUUAUAAAUGGGUGCCUAUAUCAACUCUUGAUCAGAAAAAGAAAGGAAAAACAGUUGCAGACAAAGAGAACGGUUUGCCAAGAAAGAGUGGAUUAGAUUCUUCAAAUUCUAAUUUUGGUCUUACGGAAGAUUCUAACACAUGUUUUUCAACGGUUAGCGAUUCUCAAGGAUUAACUGACUUUUCUGCACAUCUGGGAUUUUCAGAAGAUUCAAACUCACAAAACAGUGAACCUGCACCCAAAAGGUUAAAGACUGAUUAAAGUUUAUUCUGUAAUUGUUAUUCAGAACAUAAGAUAUUUAGGAAAUCAUUUAUACCUUUUACAAAUUUGCACACUUUAAAAUUGUCUGAAAUCGUAGCUGUGAAUGAAUGAGUUAAAAAAAUUUCUUUAUUUUAUAUUUUACUAUAUGUUUAGUAAAAGUUCUUAUGUAUUGAAGGAAAGAGUAAUUGUAUGAACAUCAAUUACAUUUA